This is a messenger RNA of Drosophila suzukii, 9589 nucleotides long. RefSeq names its product proteoglycan-like sulfated glycoprotein papilin (gene Ppn). Gene Ontology annotation, biological process: extracellular matrix organization; proteolysis. The record is from RefSeq and is a predicted model, not a curated record. Lineage: Eukaryota; Metazoa; Arthropoda; Insecta; Diptera; Drosophilidae. Gene Ontology annotation, molecular function: metalloendopeptidase activity; serine-type endopeptidase inhibitor activity. Gene Ontology annotation, cellular component: extracellular region; extracellular matrix.
AUCGCAGACGACUCGAUCAGUUGCUGGCGUGCCGUCAAACCCUGCGGAUGUGUGCCGAAUCGAGUCGGAGAUUUGGACCCUUAGGAUAGUACCGCGAUAGCACCGAUCGGUUAUUAUGUCCUGUGGCAAUGCGCAGGCGCAAAGUGCCGAGUAAUUUCUGAUUCUUAAGUGACAAGUUCUGUGCCACAUAAUUAAAACUCAAGUGCUGUUUUUUACCCGAGUGUUUGCCACUUCAGCAGGGACAAGGAGUCGAAAACGAUACGAUACACAAACAAAAAAAAAAGAAAAAGUAAAAUAUAUAUAGUCGAGAUUCGAGAGUGUGAAAAUCGCGAAAAGUGAGGGGCGACGUCUAUUGUGUCCCGUCCUGUCAGCAAGGAGCCACAAAAUGGAUUUAUCGAGGCGGUUGUGCUCAACUGCCUUGGUAGCAUUCAUUGUUCUGGCCGGCAUCCAUGAUUCCCAUAGCAGAUUUCCUGGGCUAACAAAAAGACAAUAUGGGGCGAAUAUGUAUUUGCCGGAGAGCUCCGUGACGCCCGGCGGCGAGGGUGAUGAUCCCGAUGAGUGGACACCCUGGAGCUCGCCCUCGGACUGUUCGAGAACUUGUGGCGGUGGAGUGUCCUACCAGACUCGAGAGUGUCUGCGCACAGAUGCCCGUGGCGAAGCUAUCUGCAGUGGAGGCAGUCGGCGCUACUUCUCCUGCAACACACAAGACUGUCCGGAGGAGGAACCCGACUUCCGGUCGCAGCAGUGCUCUCGCUUCGAUAGACAGCACUUCGAUGGAGUACUCUACGAAUGGGUGCCAUACUUAAAUGCACCCAAUCCCUGCGAGUUGAACUGCAUGCCCAAGGGCGAGCGCUUCUACUAUCGCCAAAGGGAGACGGUGAUCGACGGAACCCGCUGCAAUGACCAGGAUCUGGACGUGUGCGUCAAUGGAAAGUGCAUGCCGGUGGGCUGUGACAUGAUGCUGGGCAGCAAUGCCAAGGAGGACAAGUGCAGAAAGUGCGGCGGAGAUGGAAGCACCUGCAAGACGAUCCGUAACACCAUCACCACCAAAGACCUGGCUGCAGGCUACAAUGACCUGCUGCUCCUUCCCGAGGGUGCCACCAAUAUCCGCAUCGAGGAGACGGCCCCAUCCAGCAAUUAUCUGGCCUGCCGGAACCACAGUGGACACUACUACCUGAACGGCGACUGGCGCAUCGAUUUCCCACGCCCCAUGUUCUUCGCCAACUCGUGGUGGAACUACCAACGCAAACCCAUGGGCUUCGCUGCCCCCGAUCAACUGACCUGCAGCGGUCCCAUCUCGGAGAGCAUCUUCAUUGUGAUGUUGGUGCAAGAGAAGAACAUCAGCCUCGAGUACGAAUACAGCAUUCCGGAGUCCCUGAGUCACUCGCAGCAGGAUACGCAUACGUGGACGCAUCACCAAUUUGGUGACUGCAGUGCUUCCUGCGGCGGUGGAACCCAGAGCCGAGUGGUCACCUGCAACAACCGCAUCACCCUGGCGGAGGUCAAUCCAGCACUGUGCGAUGAAAAGUCCAAGCCAUUGGAGGAACAGGAAUGCGGCACGGAACCAUGCGCUCCCCACUGGGUGGAGGGCGAGUGGUCUAAGUGCUCCAAGGGCUGCGGAGCCGACGGUUUCCAGAACAGAAGCAUCACCUGCGAACGAAUUUCCUCUUCAGGCGAGCAUACAGUUGAAGAAGACGCUGUUUGCCUCAAGGAGGUUGGCAACAAGCCGGCAACCAAACAGGAGUGCAAUCGCGAUGUCAAGAACUGUCCCAAGUACCAUCUGGGACCCUGGACACCAUGUGAUAAGCUCUGCGGCGAAGGAAAGCAGACACGUAAGGUGACUUGCUACAUUAAGGAGAACGGACGCAAGCGAGUCCUGCCCGAAGAAGAUUGCGUGGAGGAGAAGCCGGAGGUGGAGAAGUCCUGCCUUUUGACACCCUGCGAGGGCGUUGAUUGGAUAAUCUCUCAGUGGAGCGGUUGCAACGCAUGUGGUCAAAACACCGAAACUCGCACGGCUAUCUGUGGCAACAAGGAAGGUAAGGUGUACCCGGAGGAGUUCUGUGAACCAGAGGUGCCUACUCUAUCUCGACCUUGCAAAUCGCCCAAGUGCCAGGCGCAGUGGUUCUCCUCGGAAUGGAGCAAGUGCUCCGCUCCCUGCGGCAAGGGCGUUAAGUCCCGCAUUGUCCUCUGCGGGGAGUUCAAUGGCAUGACUGUGAGUCCAGCAAGUGAUGACUCAAAGUGCGACAAGGAAACGAAACCGGAGUCAGAACAGGAGUGCGAGGGCGAGGAGAAGGAGUGCCCCGGUGAAUGGUUCACUGGACCUUGGGGAGAGUGUAGCAAGCCAUGUGGAGGUGGGGAGAGAGUUCGCGAGGUCCUGUGUCUAUCCAAUGGAACCAAGUCCGUUAACUGUGAUGAGUCGAAGGUCGAACCCCUAUGAAAGUGCAAUCCAGAAGCUUGUACCGAGGAUGAGAUAUUGCCCUUGACUAGCACCGACAAACCCAUCGAGGAUGACGAGGAGGAUUGUGAUGAAGAUGGUAUUGAACUGAUCACCGAUAGCUUGCCGGAUGUUGAAAAGAGCGCCGAUAUUAUUGAUUUGGAAGAUAAACAGAGUACGGAAACAACACCUGAAGCUGAGGAACUAAUGCAAAGUGACAGCCCGACACCAUUCGAUGAGUCAGAUUCGACUGGUACCACAGUUGAAGGAUCGGGAGAUGAAUCCGAUUCAACCACCGACAGCGGAAUUAGUACAGAGGGAAGUGGCGAUGAUGAGGAAACUUCUGAGGCUUCCACUGACCUGUCCAGCUCGACGACUUCUGACUCAAGCUCCAGUGACUCUAGCUCCAGUGACUCCAGCUCAAGUGACUCCAGCUCCAGCGUUUCCAGCGAUUCGACUUCAGAGGCUCCAUCAUCUUCAGUGUCCGAUUCCAGCGACUCCACAGACCAAUCUACAGAAUCGACGGGUGUCUCAGGUAGCUCCACUGAUGUCUCAAGCUCAACGGAAGCAUCCACCUCGGACUCAACCGAUGUUUCAAGCUCUUCAGACGCUUCUGAGUCUACUGUUAGUGCAGACUCUACAUCUGAAGGUUCUACGGAAGCAUCGAGUUCUACAGAUGACUCUACUGAUUCUUCAGACAAAACUUCAGACGUUAGUGAAUCUACAACAGAGGCUUCGUCUUCAUCUGUGUCCGAUUCUAGUGACAGCACAGACAGCUCAACUGACAGUGUAUCCAGCUCAACAGAGAGUUCUUCGGACAGUACUUCUGAUGCCACUUCCGACUCUACAGUUUCUUCAGAUUCUACGGACUCCACUUCGGAUGAAACAACGGAGACCACCUCCGAGUCAUCAACUGAUACCACAGAAUCCUCUACUUUGGACGUUUCCUCAACCACUGAUGUUUCCUCAACCACUGAUGUUUCCUCAACCACUGAUGCUUCUUCGAGCUCGGACGCUUCUUCAACGGAAAGCUCAACUGAUGGUUCCUCUUCCACUUCUAGUUCGGACUCCACCGAAUCUACUGUGGUAUCUAGUGAUGGAUCGACAGAUACUUCCACUGAUGGCACCACUGAUGGUAUUACCGCUACGUCAACUGAUGGAUCUACUGAUUCUUCAACAGAUGGAUCUACUGAUGGAUCUAGUGACGCCUCUACUGAUGGAUCUACUGAUGGCUCCACUGAAUCCUCUGUAUCAACCGAAAGCACUGAGGUUAGCAGUGGAAGUUCGACCACUGAAGGAAGUACCGUCGAUGACGACAGUUCCACAAGCUCUUCCAUCGCAUCAGACUCAACCGUUACAGACUCGUCAUCUUCCACAGACCUAUCUGGAUCCACGGAAACGACCGAUACCUCUGCUUCUACAGAAGCUUCCUCCACAGAUUCUACUGAAUCUACUGAAAGCACUUCCACUGGAGAAACUGGUGAUACCACAGAAAGCGGCCCAACCGAGGAGAGUACUACCGAAGGAUCUACCGAAAGCACUUCUGAGGGAUCCACAGACAGCACCCAGUCUACAGAUCUUGACAGCACUACCAAUGAUAUCUGGAGCACCAGUGACAAGGAUGACGAUUCGGAGACCAGUACUCCAUACUCCUUUGAUUCUGAAGUUACCAAGGACAAGCCUCGCAAGUGCAAGCCUAAAAAGAGUAGUUGCGCCAAGUCAAAAUACGGUUGCUGUCCGGAUGGAAAGUCCACUCCCAAGGGACCAUUUGACGAAGGUUGCCCCAUUGCUAAGACCUGUGCCGAUACAACUUACGGUUGUUGUCUGGACGGAGUGUCUCCAGCCAAGGGCAAGAACAACAAGGGUUGUCCCAAGUCCCAGUGCGCCGAGACCCUCUUUGGCUGCUGUCCCGAUAAAUUCACCGCUGCCGAAGGAGAGGAUGAUGAAGGAUGUCCGCAGACAACUACUGUACCGCCUACCACCACCACAGAAGAAUCGCAACCGGAGUCAACUACCGAGAUUGAGGGAUCAGGAGAGGACUCGACGACAUCUGAGCCAGAUACCAAAAAGUCCUGCUCCUACUCCGACUUUGGUUGCUGUCCCGAUGGGGAAACACCCGCUAAGGGUGAGAAGUUCGAGGGUUGCGAUGUUGAGCCAGAGAAGCCGAAGAGUUGCAGAGAAUCCGAGAACGGUUGCUGUCCGGAUGGUCAAACUCCUGCCAGCGGACCGAAUGGUGCGGGCUGCGCGGGCUGCACUCGCGAGCGUUAUGGAUGUUGUCCGGACUCCCAGACCCCGGCUCACGGUCCCAACAAGGAAGGAUGCUGCCUGGACACUGAGUUUGGAUGCUGCCCCGACAACAUCCUGGCCGCCCGUGGACCCAACAAUGAGGGAUGCGAAUGUCACUACACACCCUACGGUUGCUGUCCGGACAACAAGUCGCCGGCCACUGGUUACAACCAGGAGGGAUGUGCUUGCGAGACGACCCCUCAUGGGUGCUGUCCCGACAAGAUCACCGCUGCCAAGGGACCCAAGUUCGAGGGAUGCCCCUGCGAGACCACCCAGUUCGGAUGCUGUCCCGACGGAAUCACCUUCGCCAAGGGACAACACAACCACGGAUGCCACUGCCUACAGACCGAGUUCAAGUGCUGCGAUGACGAGAAGACCCCGGCCAAGGGACCUAAUGGCGAGGGAUGCACCUGCCUCGAGAGCAAGUUCGGCUGCUGUCCCGAUGGAGUUACCAAGGCGACGGACGAGAAGUUCGGAGGAUGCGAGAAUGUCCAGCAACCGCCGCAAAAAGCCUGCAGCCUGCCCAAGGAAACGGGCAACUGCACCAACUUCAGUGUCAAGUACUUCUUCGAUGUUGCCUACGGAGGAUGCGCUCGUUUCUGGUAUGGUGGAUGCGAGGGUAACGACAAUCGCUUCGACAGCGAGACCGAGUGCAAGGACACCUGUCAGGAAUACUCCGGGAAGCAUGUGUGCCUGCUGCCCAAGGCCUCUGGACCCUGCACGGGAUCCGAGAAGAAAUGGUACUUCAAUGCGGACUACAACCGUUGCGAGGAGUUCCAAUACGGCGGAUGCUACGGCACCAGUAACCGAUUCGAUACCAAGGAACAAUGCCAAGGAAAUUGCUCUGCCAGCGAUAAUCUUCCUACCUGCGAACAGCCUGUGGAGAGUGGUCCGUGUGCCGGAAACUUUGAGCGGUGGUACUACGACAAUGAGAGCGACAUCUGCAGACCUUUCACCUAUGGAGGAUGCAAGGGCAAUAAGAACAACUAUCCUACGGAACACGCCUGCAACUACAAUUGCCGCCAGCCUGGCGUGCUUAAAGACCGCUGUGCGCUUCCUAAGCAAGCCGGUAAUUGCAGUGAAAAGCUGGCCAAGUGGCACUUCUCCGAGAACGAGAAGCGCUGCGUGCCCUUCUACUACACGGGUUGUGGUGGCAACAAGAACAACUUCCCCACCUUGGAGUCCUGCGAGGACCACUGCCCCCGGCAAGUUGCCAAGGACAUCUGUGAUAUUCCUGCGGAGACGGGCGAGUGUGACAACUAUGUUACGAGUUGGUACUACGACACCAUGGCUCAAGGCUGUCGCCAGUUCUACUACGGCGGCUGUGGAGGCAAUGAGAACCGCUUCUCCACAGAAGAGUCCUGUUUGGCACGUUGCGAUCGCAAGCCGGAACCCACCACCACCACCGCCCCAUCCCGCAGGCCAGCUCCCAGCACUGGGGACAUUUGCGAGGAGGAUGCUGCUCCUGGCGAUUGCGGUGAAUGGGCCCUCAAGUGGCACUUUGAUCGGAACUAUGGGGCGUGUCGUCAGUUCUACUAUGGCGGUUGUGGCGGCAAUGACAAUCGCUUCGAAACGGAGUCCGAUUGUCAACAGCGUUGCUCCAGGCAGCAGCGUCCUGCUCCUACUCCACCACCAACUCCAGCUCCUACAAGGAAGCCAGCUCCUCCUCAAGCUCUUGCGCAGUGCAGUCAGCCAGUUGAUCCAGGUCAAUGUGACGAAUGGGUACUCAAUUGGAGCUUCAAUGAGACGGAGGGUCGCUGCCAGUCGUUCUACUAUGGCGGCUGCGGGGGCAAUGAUAACCGAUUUGCCUCAGAGGAUGAAUGCUCAGCUAGCUGCUCCCCUAACGUAGACACCCGCUUUGGCGAACCCGAGCCCGAACCGGAACCUGAACCUGAGGAACCUCGUCCUGACACCUCAAAGUGCUUCCUGGCACCCGAGCCGGGCAAUUGCUAUGAGAACGAGACCCGCUGGUUCUACAACAGCCAGGAGGGACUCUGCGACGAGUUCAUCUUCACGGGCUGUGGCGGCAAUGCCAACAACUAUGCCAGCGAGGAGGAGUGCCAGAGCGAGUGCCAUGACGCCCAGACCACCUGUGCCCUGCCCCCUGUCCGAGGACGAUGCAGUGACCUCUCCCGACGCUGGUUCUAUGACGAGCGCAGUGGCGGAUGCCACGAGUUCGAGUUCAGCGGAUGCCGUGGUAAUCGCAACAACUUCGUGUCGGAGAGUGCUUGUCUGAGUUUCUGCAGGAGUCAGGGUCCAGUGGAACCCGAGCCACAACCUCCAGCACCGACCUACUCCGUGUGCACCCUACCACCAGAGGCUGGAGAGUGCGACAACAGGACCACCGUGUGGUUCUACGACAACGAGAACAUGGCCUGCACGGCCUUCACCUACACAGGAUGUGGUGGCAAUGGAAAUCGCUUUGAGACCCGCGACCAAUGCGAACGGCAGUGUGGAGAGUUCAAGGGAGUGGACGUUUGCCAUGAGCAAGUGACGACGGGUCCGUGCACCGAUUGGCAGACCAAGUACUACUUCAACAAAGAGAGCCAGGCCUGUGAACCCUUCACCUACGGUGGUUGCGAUGGCACCGGCAACCGUUUCAAUGAUCUGUACGAGUGUCAGACAGUUUGCAUAGCCGGUCGCGAACCGGCAGUAGGCUCGGCUAAAGAAAUCUGCCUGCUGCCACUGGCGAUGGGCCGCUGCAAUGGACCUUCGGUGCAAGAGCGCCGUUGGUACUACGACGACUCGCUAGGAAACUGUGUGACCUUCAUUUACCAAGGUUGCUCCGGCAACCAGAACAACUUCCGAUCCUUCGAGGCAUGCAUGAGCCAAUGCCGACCGGAUGGUAACGAUUUAGACAACGGUAUAGGACAGAACCCAUGCGAUACCUUUGAUGGUGAGUGCAGGGAACUUCGUUGUCCAUAUGGUGUACGCCGUGAGGCUGCCCGUUCCCAGCCAGAGUGCACACAGUGCGUCUGCGAUAAUCCUUGCGAGGGCUACAGCUGUCCGGAGGGCCAACAGUGCGCCAUCGAUGUGUCCAGGUCCGACGAUCGCCAGUUUGCACCAGUCUGCCGUGAAAUCAACAAACCAGGCGAGUGUCCAGCUCUAUCGGCCAAUGCCAGUGGAUGUGUCCGGGAAUGCUACUCCGAUGCCGACUGUCUGGGCAACAACAAGUGUUGCAGCGAUGGCUGCGGACAACUUUGCGUCCAUCCCGCUCGCCCCACGCAGCCACCUCGUACUCAGGCCCCCGUGGUCUCCUAUCCAGGCGAUGUCAGCGCAGCUCUGGAACCCAAGGAACCCCAUGAACUUGAUGUCCAGACUUCCAUCGGUGGUAUUGCCGUGUUGCGCUGCUUCGCCACCGGCAAUCCAGCUCCGAAUAUCACUUGGUCGCUCAAAAACUUGGUGAUUAAUACGAACAAGGGUCGCUACGUCUUGACUUCCAACGGUGAUUUGACCAUCGUCCAGGUGCGUCAAACCGACGAUGGUACCUACGUCUGUGUGGCCAGCAAUGGACUUGGUGAACCCGUGCGACGUGAGGUUGCCCUCCAGGUUACAGAACCCGUAAGCCUGUCCGCCUAUAUUUACGGUGACAAGAACGUUACCCAGAUCGUGCAGUUGAAUCGCCCGGCGGUGAUUCGCUGUCCCGCCGGUGGCUUCCCGGAACCGCAUGUCAGCUGGUGGCGCAACGGACACAUGUUUGGCCUUAAGAACAACCUGAUGGCCCGUGACUAUUCGCUGGUCUUCAACUCGAUACAGUUGACGGACCUUGGUCUCUACACUUGCGAGGUGUACAACCAGCGGCGUCCCGUUUCGCUGCGUGUCACCCUGAAGGCGGUGGGUCCAGUGCGGGCUCGAAACCACGAGGAGGCCGAGUACUUGCAGUAUGUGCUCGAUCCGGCCACCCGUCCGGUGACCCAGAGACCCGUUUCUCCCUACCGACCCACUCGACCGGCCUACGUGCCUGAGCCCAUUGUGAAUGUAAAUGCUGUGCUGGCGCUGGACCCGAAGAACAACUACUCACCGGGAUCCACCAUAUUCAUGAGCUGCUCUGUGCAGGGUUAUCCAUUACCAAAUGUCACCUGGACCAAGGAUGAUGUGCCUCUCUAUAACAACGAGCGGGUUCAAAUUUCAUCCCAGCCACAUAGUCUGAUACUGAGUGAUGUGACCCCCGAGGAUUCGGGCAAGUAUACCUGCAGAGCUAGUAAUGCGUACACCUAUGCCAAUGGAGAUGCAAAUGUAUCUAUACAAUCUGUUGUACCUGUGUCGCCGGAGUGCGUCGACAAUCCGUACUUUGCCAACUGCAAGCUGAUCGUCCAGGGCAAGUACUGUACCAAUCCGUACUACACCAAGUUCUGCUGCCGAUCCUGCACAUUGGCGGGCCAAGUGGCCUCGGCCCCACUUCAUCCCAAUGCGGUAUAAUUCCACACAGAUAGCAGAGUAAUUUUGUUUAACUUUCGUAUUGAAUUGAGCUUAAACGCACCACACAAGAAUAAUUGGAUCGACAUUCGGAGAUUGAACAUCCCAUCAUUCAAAAGCAGAGAGACCAAAAAGCCAACCGCUUAGCCAUAGCCAAACAUUAUAGUCUACUGAUCAAGAACGAAUUAACUUCUUUAUACUGUAGUAUUUUACUCUCUUCCAGAACAAAAGCAAAUAGUAUUAGUGUUUUUAUGUUUGUGUUCCUAUUUAUUCUUGAUAACGAGUAACCUUUAAUUCAAUCGAGGAAAUCAAGUGGCUAAAACGAAUUUGCCUUUUUAAUUUUUAGUUUCUACGACAUUUCUGCGCAACGAGUAAAGCAUUUAAGCCUAAAAACAAAUAAUUGUAAAUAAAUUAAAAAUAUAUAAUAAAGAGUGCAUAUGUAUAAAGAUGAGA